Messenger RNA from Anguilla anguilla (European eel), 3018 nucleotides. It is a transcript of the gene mtfr2, whose product is annotated as mitochondrial fission regulator 2. The transcript has 8 exons. Gene Ontology annotation, cellular component: mitochondrion. Bases 277 to 1338 code for a protein of 353 amino acids. The record is from RefSeq and is a predicted model, not a curated record. Gene Ontology annotation, biological process: aerobic respiration; mitochondrial fission. NCBI's taxonomy places the organism in Eukaryota, Metazoa, Chordata, Actinopteri, Anguilliformes, Anguillidae.
CUCACGCGGCUUUAUUUGAGUUCAUAUGCUCAGGGAACGUGACGGACCUGGGAGCUGUUUAUACCGUUUGAUGAUUUGUAUUUCAAGGAAAAUAUAGCUGGCGAUCUAAAUCUUUUAAUUAUAGAUUAUAUGAAAACAAGAAAACGAUUUGAAAGCAUGUGGAAAUUUGGACGCCCCUGCGCUUAACUGUCAGAUGUAACGUAGUUCGUCGCCGCCUCGAACAUUUCAAACGUUAAGGACGUACUUCUCUGGAAGUCGUCAUUUCCCCGCAAGCAAAUGUCUCUCCUCGCUGACAUCCUUGACCUUUUACGAAAUCUUCUCGAGUAUUUUGGAGUCCCAGCCGACAUGUUAGUGCCGGUGUGGGACAAUCAAUACUGCGGGCAGUAUCGCAGCAUAGUUCGCAUGAUUGGAACUAACCUUCCCUUGAGUCCUCAAGCACGCGUUCAUUUCCAGAUUCCCCUGCAGGUGUUUGAAAGGCACGGUACUGCUGAUUUUCCGUUAAACGGGCCAGUUAUACCGUCCUUUGCGGAUGUGAUGUGGCUUACUGAAGAUGACGGGGAGGUCUUGACAAAGUUCAGAAAUGACGUUCGUCCGCUUGGUAGACAUCACGCGAGCCAGCGUCUCCCGGCUCCUCCGGCGCUUGCGUUAGCUCCAGCGCGAGGAUUCGCCACGCUGAGGGGAAGUCAGCCUCCGGCGAACACCGAAGCCUUGAGUAAGAUCACGGCGCUGGAGGGCGAGCUGCUCCGGUUACGCGCACAGAUCGCCAUGAUCGUCACCAUGCCCUCAGGUACUGCGCCCUUCCAAAAUGCUCCUGCUACCCCGGGGAGGUCCUCUCCCCCUCCUCCUCCUGUUCUCACCUCCACUCCCGCCCCUGCGCCUCGCUGCCCUCCCCCUCCCCCACCUCCUCCUCCCCCUGCUCCCCCCCUGCCUCCUCACUGCCCUGCUGCCAUGGAGACGCAAGCCCACGGCCCGAUCAGGCAGCCGCGGCGCACGGCUAGCAGGGAGGAGCAGGAUCGGAACGAUCGGAGGACGGGUUCGCCGUCUGAGAAAGCUCCCAGCAUGCUGGACGUACUGAAGGACUUGAAUCAGGUUAAGCUCCGUGCAGUAGAGAGGUCUCCUGGCGGAACGCCGGUGAUGAAGAGGAGCAAAAAAGCGGUUGACCUCGGCGACCCGGCGGCGCUCAUCGCCGAAGCGCUGAAGAGGAAGUUUGCGCACAGGCGCAAAGAGGACUCCUUCGACAAGGAGAACCGCUCUUUCGAGCUCUCCCCGUUUGGAAGCCCCGAGAUUCCCAGUAUCCCUUUUAAUAUCAGGUGCGGUCAGGGACGACUACACCUGUGAUUGCCAUGGCAACGAGCAACCAGUCCGGUGAGAGUGGAUGCUUCUCAGACUACUGAUACUUCCUCCUGCAGUAUUUUUUUUUGUUGGUUUACAGUUUUUUCCUAAGGUCUACUAAAUGUCUGUGUUAACCUUGGCCCUUGACCCUUGACCUCUGCAAUGCUUUGGUCUCUGGCGGUACUUUUUCUGGUUUGCAGUUUUCAUGCAGACGGCGAGUUUUGUUUUGGUUUUGGUGUAAAUAUAUAGGAUUUAAUUGCUGUACAGAGAUUUGAGGACAUUGUUUUGUACAAUGAUUUGUCCAGAUUGAUUGUGUUUUGUUGUCAUUGUUCCUCACGUGGCGGAAAUCGCGCGUGAAGUCUGUCGGUCUUCUCAAAUCGCACUCCAAAAACCCUAAUUCUGUGCGGUCAGGUUCCGAGCUAAACUUGCAUGGUGAAUGACACCACCCCCACAAACGACUCAGCGAAUCACAACAGGUUCUGUUCUCCCAUUUGGGGGGAACAACUGCAAAUACAUGUGCCUAUGGGACUGAGAAUUCCAGGAGAAUGCAACAAAAAUGCAACCUGCAACGUGCAAUGAUUUUAUAAAUGUCUUGUCUAUACUGCACUGUAGUAGAAUUGAAUUAGUGUAAUAUUCUAAGUGUGUAUGUCUCAAGCAUGUGAAACUAUGGACAAGCCAUUGGGAAUGCUCAGCUAUGCUCAGCCAGCCCACUGACACACACUGUGUGAAUGUUUAUGUGCCUAGCGUGGUGGGGGGGUUCGUGGGUUGAAAAAAAAAAAAGGGCAAAAUCCUCCAAUACGCUUUGGGAUCAGGUCUCUCCCUCCCCCUCCUGGCCCGGACCUCACCCCCCCCCUAUGAUGAAACAGGCAGCAGGAUCUACACCUGUCCCGUUGGAACUGUCCUAUCCUGCCACCGAACGAGGGGUGGGGUGAGGGGGAAAUGGGGGCGUACCUCGUUUGGGUUACAGGGUUCACGCUGGGGCGGGACGGGGCUCGAGCAGAAAACCGGGCCUGCGGGCGAUGCCAUCCUCGCAGGGUCCCGGCCCUUCAUUCAGGAACAGGGCACCGUGGAAACGGCGAGGGUUCCCACGGCAACGAAGGAGCCGCGACCUGGGAUUUGCGCGCUUAGCGUUUCGCUGCGUGGCUCCGUCCCGUGGACUGGCUCUUUACUGCGUGCUCCUGGUGCUGCCGCUUUUUGGGAGAUCCGUUUUGGGGGGGGACGAGCUCAGACUCUCGCUGUCGAAGCGAUGCUUGGCCUGGUGGGCUUUCGCCAAAUGAGGCCGUUCUGCUUUUUACUCACUUACUGGCGAGUUUAAUGCAACCUGCAUCUUCCGGAUAACAAAAGGCUUUUCAGCCUUUGGAACUUUAAUUUCACGUUCUCUUCGCGUUUUCAUUUCAGCUAACAGAUGAAUCGCAAGGUGUCCCUACUUCAGCUUGUACAGUUACGGAAGCACUGUCUUAAUGCUGUAAUUUAAUUUUUUUUUUUUUGGGGGGGGGGAUUUCAAUAAUGUAGCUGCAUGCAUGACGAUAACAAGGGCUGGAGAUGUAAUUUUUUUAAAUCAAAUGGCCAGCCAGCCAGAGAUAUUCACGUGAAUCAGGCCACGCCCUUUAAUGUUUUAUUUUGUUUUGUUUAUUUUGUUACAAUGUGAAAAGAGCUGAUGAAUAAAAUGGUUGGCUUGGCACCGGC